AGCUCAGUAAAAAAUGAUAUCAAGAUAUUUUCUCAAGUAAAACUAUUACAACUAAUUAAUUUAAUAAUAAUAAUGAAAAAUUGAAGGAGCAAAGCACUCUGUCACUCUAUCUCUCCAUCUCUUUCUUUCUCCAUUGAUUCAAGCUCUCAUCUUCAAGAGUCCAGACCAGAUACCAUUCCUUCUUUCUCUCCUUCUCUCCCUCUCUCUUUCUCUCUCUCUGUCCUUUUCUUUUUCUUUUCUGGCAUUACUACGAAUAAGAACAUGGUGAAUAGUCCCAGAUCUCGAACGGGUAACAGUGUGCCCUGUGAUUUCUGUAGUGAACAGGUUGCUGUUCUCUUCUGUAGAGCUGACUCUGCUAAGCUAUGUUUGUUCUGCGACCAACACGUUCACUCAGCCAACCUUCUUUCACGUAAGCAUCUCCGAUCUCAGAUCUGUGACAAUUGUGGCUCCGAACCCGUCUCCGUCCGUUGCUCUACCGAGAAUCUUGUCCUUUGCCAUGACUGUGAUUGGGACGCUCACGGAACUUGUUCUGUCUCCCCGGCACACGAACGGAAUUCCGUCGAUGGAUUCUCCGGUUGCCCAUCAGCUCUCGAGCUCGCCUCGGUUUGGGGUUUUCAUCUUGGGGAAAAGAAAUCGGGUCGGCCCGAUUCCACAGUUCAGAAUUACGAGUUGGGUAUGGCUAUGCCUGAGGCUGAGGACACAUCUUGGUCUGGAGUGAAUUUUCAGGACCUUAUUGUUCCGACCGGGAACGGCCUUGUUGGAGAAGAGGGAAAGAAACAGAGGGGAAUGGGUGUUAGCUGCUGCGGGAAGAAGAAGCAGGUGAUGUAUAAGCAGUUGGUGGAGUUGCUUAAGAGGGAUUUGGUGGCCCCUGAAAAUGACGAAUUUGGCGAUGAUGGUUGCGGAGGAGACAACGGUUGUAGUGGUGGUGGUGGUGUUGAGAGCUUAAUGCCGGAGAAUUCAAAUCGGAGUAGUUGGCAACGGAAUGCUGAAGCAGCACUCAGUUUGGGUGAUGGCUGUGAUGCUGUUGAUGAUGUUGCUUUUGCAGCUCAGCCAUCUUCAACUCCAUUCACGUCUCUACUAAUGAUGCCAAUGCACUGUGAAUUGAAAGAAAAUGAUGGCAUUGACGAUGGUGAUUUGGCAAUGUGGGAUACCAACCCCAAUGGUCCAACCACUCAGAUAUGGGAUUUCCAUUCAGGGAGGUUGAGGGUUAAUGAAGAACCAGAAAUUUCAUACGGGGCUAAUGAUGGAGGGUUUAUGAUUAAGAACUUUUGUGAUCUUCUGAAUUGCCCUGUUGCACCAGAUGACAUGACUAUCAAUAAUAGUAGCCAAGGAGCAGCAACCUCGGAGAGCAACAAUCUACCUAUUGGAAAGGGGUCAUCGUCUAGUACUUCAGCUUUGGGUAAGCACAAAAACGAAGAGUGUAGUGCGUCGAGAGAGGUGUAUUUCAUGGAACAACCUUUUCUUGUGAGAAAUGACACUAUGAAAACAGGUGCAACAUCAAAGGAAGAGUUGGAGGUUUUGGCUCACAACAGAGGCAAUGCUAUGCAACGUUACAAGGAAAAGAAGAAAAACAGAAGAUAUGACAAACACAUAAGGUAUGAGUCGAGAAAAGCAAGAGCUGAUACUAGGAAGCGUGUAAAGGGUCGGUUCGUGAAGGCUGCUGAAGCAGCUCCAGACGGCUAAUACGUUGUUAAAAAGACUUGUCUGCUGCGAUGGGCUUCUACUUUUUUCUCUAGUUCCAUGGCUUCUUUUCUUUCUUCUUCUUUUUUCUUUUUGUUUGUAAAUAGAUAAAUUAUCUUCUUCCUCUCUUCUACGGCAAAAUGUAUAAAAUAUUAGGCUUUAUCCUUUUUGUUUUUGUUUUUAGUGAUCUAAUUAAAGAAAUAAGCAGUGGAAAAAUGCUGGUUAGAUCUACUUAUAUAUAUUGAACAAAAGGAGAGAAGAAAGAAAUUAAACCUUAGUUACUGCUAUCUUUUUUUCUUAUGAUAAAUUCUUGACAUCCCAAGAUUUUUCU
This is a messenger RNA of Cannabis sativa, 2011 nucleotides long. RefSeq names its product zinc finger protein CONSTANS-LIKE 14. The transcript is spliced from 4 exons. Gene Ontology annotation, molecular function: protein binding; zinc ion binding. NCBI's taxonomy places the organism in Eukaryota, Viridiplantae, Streptophyta, Magnoliopsida, Rosales, Cannabaceae. The coding region runs from base 262 to 1683 and encodes 473 amino acids. The record is from RefSeq and is a predicted model, not a curated record.